Molecule: messenger RNA, 894 nt
Organism: Paramecium tetraurelia
Lineage: Eukaryota; Ciliophora; Oligohymenophorea; Peniculida; Parameciidae
Exons: 5
Source: RefSeq, a predicted model, not a curated record
AUGAGUGCUGUGCCUUAUGAGAAGAUUUGUGAAUUGGCAAGUCCCCUUUAUUUCCCUUUAGAGAUUGAUGGAGCCAUAUAUAUGGUUUCACAAAAUGGAGACAUUUUGAAAUUCAAGGAUGGAUAAUUCAAGGCUGAGUUUCAUAUAUCUGGAUAGCCAUACUCAAUUGUGAUUGACAAGCCUAACAAAUUUAUAUAUGUGGCUGAUAUGGCUCACUAGGCAAUUUUAAAGAGAUAUAUUGAUGAGAACAGUUAAGAACAAAUUGUAGAAUAUUUGAAAGAUUAUGAAGGAUAACCAUUAUUGGGACCUAAUUCGCUAUUAUUGUCAACCAAAAAUAAUUUGUUAUUCUUUACUGAUUCUGGACCAUUUGGUGAAACUUCAAUUGAAAAUUGUAAGGGAUCUCUAUUUGCUAUUGACAUGGAUGCUUAAAUUGUUAAGCCCUUAGCAUUAUAAUGUUUAUCUUAUCCAAGUGGUAUAUGCUUGAGCAAUAAUUAACAAUUAUUGUAUUUGUGUGAGACAGGAAAAAAUAGAGUAUUGCGUUUUGUUUAGACUGAUGCAGGCAUCUUUUACUAUAGCACCUAUAUAUAAUUAAAUGGUAGAUUUGGUCCCAUUGCUUGUGCAGUAUCAUAAUCAGAGCAUCUAUAUGUUGCCAGAUUUGAAUUUGGACAUGUUUCAGAGGAAGGGUAGAUAAGCAUAUUUAAUGCAAACGGAUUGAAUGUGGAGAAUGUUUCCAUUCCACAAUGCCCUGAAAUAUCAGGAUUAACAUUUUCAAGCUAAAAAUCGAACAUUCUUUAUGUUACUGAGAAUUCAUCAACACCAAGUUGUUUGCGUAUUUUGAUUAACAUUGAAGAAAAGGACGAGGCAAAGAAAAAGGAUAAAGAUAAAUUUAAAUGA